AAGUCCACUAUAAAUGGCGGCCCUGUAAGAUUCUUUACCUGUUCUUCACUGUUUCUUUCACCGUCGUCGUCUUUUUCAAUCCGAUUGAAUCCCAUCUGACCGAUCGCAUCUCUUCCCCGAGGAUUCGCCCCCCUCCGAGUCCCCCUCGAAAUGGAUAAGGCUAGUGAAUGUUGCACCACUCAACUUAUUGAUGGAGAUGGUAAUUUUAAUGUUUCUGGGCUUGAGAAUUUUAUCAACGAGGUCAGAUUGAAGGAAUGCGGCCUAUCAUAUGCAGUAGUUUCCAUCAUGGGUCCACAGAGUAGUGGGAAGAGCACACUACUAAAUCAUUUAUUUCGUACCAACUUUAGAGAGAUGGAUGCUUAUAGAGGAAGAUCUCAAACAACCAAAGGUGUUUGGUUGGCAAUAGCUGCAGGCAUUGAACCUCUUACUCUAGUAAUGGACUUGGAGGGUACUGAUGGAAGAGAACGAGGAGAGGAUGAUACUGCAUUUGAAAAGCAGAGUGCGCUUUUUGCCCUUGCCGUCUCUGAUAUAGUGCUCAUAAACAUGUGGUGCCAUGAUAUAGGCCGCGAACAAGCUGCAAAUAAGCCCCUUUUAAAAACUGUUUUCCAGGUUAUGAUGCGAUUGUUCAGUCCCCGCAAAACAACUCUGAUAUUUGUCAUUCGAGAUAAAACUAGGACACCAUUGGAAGCUCUGGAACCUGUAUUGCGGGAAGAUAUUCAGAAGGUACAGACCUUGGAGCAUUUCCCUUGUAUUGCAUACUUACGCUUAAUGAUGUUAUGUUCAUUUAACAUGCAUUUAUUUCUUCUGCUGCAGAUAUGGGACAAUGUUCCUAAGCCGCCAGCACACAAGGAGACUCCUCUAAGUGAAUUUUUUAAUGUAGAAGUUGUCGCUCUUUCUAGUUAUGAAGAGAAGGAAGAGCAAUUUAAAGAGCAGGUGGCAAGCCUACGAGAACGAUUCUUUCAUUCCAUUGCACCGGGUGGCCUUGCAGGAGAUCGACGAGGCGUAGUUCCUGCAUCAGGAUUUUCUUUCAGUGCCCAACAAAUCUGGAAAGUCAUUAAAGAGAAUAAGGACUUAGACCUUCCGGCGCACAAGGUCAUGGUAGCCACUGUGCGCUGUGAAGAAAUUGCUGAUGAAAAGUUCUCCAGUUUCACUGCAAACGAGGAGUGGCACCAAAUUGAAGAAGCUGUGCAAUCUGGACUCGUUCCUGGGUUUGGGAGGAAGCUUAGUGCAAUUCUUAACAGUUGCUUAGCAGGGUAUGAAUCAGAAGCUAUAUAUUUCGAUGAAAGGGUCAGAACUUCAAAGAGAAAGCAUCUUGAAGAAAAAUUGCUGCAACUUGUGCAACCUGCUUUUCAAUUGGUUCUGGGACAUAUAAGGUCUGGGACUGUGGAACACUUCAAGCAGGCGUUUGACAAAGCCCUAAAUGCAGGAGAAGCCUUUUCGUCAGCUGCUCGUGAUUGCACUAGAUUGUACAUGGUUCGGUUUGAUGAGAAAUGCACAGAUGCUGUUGUUGAACAAGCAAACUGGGAUACAUCUAAGGUUAGGGAAAAACUUAAGCGUGAUAUAGAGGCCCAUAUUGCUGCUGUCCGUGAAGCCAAGCUCUCUGAAGUUACCAAAACAUUCGAGAUGAAGAUAAAUGAGGCAUUGUCAGGACCCGUGGAAGCUCUUUUAGAUGAAGCAAAUGAUGAAACAUGGCCUGCGAUAAGAAAACUUCUUCAGCGUGAAACUGAAUCUGCAGUAUCUGGGUUCUCCAGUGCUGUCUCUGGCUUUGAAUUGGGUGAAGAAACUAUGGAGAAAAUGAUUUCUCAUUUACGAGAUUAUGCAAGAGGUGCGGUUGAAGCAAAAGUAAAGCACGAAGCUGGAAAAGUUCUGAGCCGCAUGAAAGACCGAUUUGAGACAUUAUUUAACCGUGAUGCUGACUCGAUGCCAAGAGUUUGGACCGGAAAGGAGGAUAUUCGGGCAAUUACCAAAACUGCUCGCUCUGCUUCACUGAAGUUGCUGUCAGUAAUGGCAGCAGUUCGACUAGACAAUGAAGUCGACAAUAUUGAGAAGUCGUUAUCUCUUGCUCUGUUGGAUUCCAAAAGUGGCUCCACUGUUACUGAUCGGAGUAUAAUAUCUCAAGGAGACCCCCUUGCUUCCAGCACUUGGGAAGAGGUUCCACCAUCGAAGACAUUGAUAACGCCAGUCCAGUGUAAAAAUCUUUGGAGGCAAUUUAAGGCUGAGACAGAGUACAGUGUCGCUCAGGCUAUGGCCGCUCAGGAAGCUGCCCGGCGUAGUAACAACUGGCUGCCGCCACCAUGGGCUAUAGUUGCGAUGGUCGUUCUCGGCUUCAAUGAAUUCAUGACGCUUUUAAGAAAUCCUCUUUACCUGGGCGUCAUUUUCGUUGGGUAUCUGAUCAUCAAAGCCGUCUGGGUGCAGCUAGAUGUAUCGGGCGAAUUUCGGCAUGGCGCUCUUCCCGGGAUUUUAUCCUUGUCGAACAAGUUCCUUCCAACUAUCAUGAACCUUCUCAAGAAACUUGCUGAGGCAGGACAGGUUCCCCAAACAAACGACCCUCCCAGGAAUCCGGCACCUGGAUCAAAGAGCUUUGCCAGCAGAGUAGGCACGAGCAGUAGUGUGUCUUCUACUGGUUCCUCUGCUGUCUUCCCAGAAGACGCAACCGAGUAUUCCAGCACCUCAAAGGAAGAUUAGAUCUUGUCAGUUUUCUGAAUACAAGUGUUGUACUUGGAAGAUCAAAGCCACAUGCCCUUCAUCUGUCUUGUGCUCUCAUUCCCUGGUGAUGGGCUUUCGGGUUUAGAGCUCUGGAUGUGGCCUGUACAGACAACAUUGAGUUUGUCUCUGAGGAGUCAUUAUGUGGCACGCAUAUACGAGGGGACCGGGUUGUAAUCGGGUCUCCCAGUCAUUAGUUACGGGUUUUGUUCUCAUAUAUAUGCUUUUCGAUUUUCCCUUUUUCUCAUUUUCUGUAAUUCUUCUUGUACUGGAUCCUCCUGUGAUUGAGAAUAUAGAGUGAUGAUUUUAGUGAGUCGUAUUUCAGGAA
Molecule: messenger RNA, 3031 nt
Organism: Punica granatum (pomegranate)
Lineage: Eukaryota; Viridiplantae; Streptophyta; Magnoliopsida; Myrtales; Lythraceae
Source: RefSeq, a predicted model, not a curated record